AUGCGAAUUUCUUCCCAGACUGAACUGACCUGGAUACGCAACAUGCACAACAGCACGGCUGAAGCUCCUCAUACGGCUAGAAUGUGUAAUGAGACUUCGUCCACACAGUCACCGGGCUCCGAGUUUUCACUGGGCGUGUUGGUGCUGCUGGCUUUCCUCAUGGUGUUGCUAGCUCUGGUCACCAUCCUUGGAAAUGCCCUGGUGAUCCUUGCUUUCAUCAUGGACAGAAACCUCAGGCAUCGGAGUAACUAUUACUUUCUCAACCUUGCUAUUUCUGACUUUGCAGUGGGUGUGUUCUGCAUGCCUCUCUACAUCCCUUACAGCCUGACGGGGAAAUGGCACUUGGGAAAAGGUGCCUGCAAGCUCUGGCUAGCUACAGACUAUCUCCUGUGCACAGCUUCAGUAUUUAACAUUGUUCUCAUCAGCUACGACCGUUUCCUGUCAGUUACUAAAGCUGUAUCUUACAGAGCCCAGCAGGGAAUAACGUCCAACCCUGUCGUCAAGAUGGUGGCCAUCUGGGUCUUUGCCUUCCUCCUCUACUGCCCAGCAAUCCUCUUCUGGGAGUAUGUGGCCGGAUGCAGCGUGGUAGCGGCGGAUCAGUGCUACGCUGAGUUCUUCCACAACUGGUACUUCCUGCUGUGCGCAUCCACCCUGGAGUUCUUCGUGCCGCUGCUCUCGGUGACCUACUUCAAUGUGCACAUCUUCUACAGCAUCCAGAGGCGCCAGUGGCACAGCAGCGUGCAGGACUGUGAGCUUCCAAGGAGCGGCACCCUGUCCUGGCGAUUCUGCCUCUUGCCAAGGCCAGGAGCGUCUUCUACUCCAUCAGAAGCAGAGGACAGUGUUUCUAUCUCCACAAGGCCAAAGAAAGGGUCUUUGGUAACUGAGAGCUCAUCUCCAUCCAGAGGCAAUUCUGUAACCCCAGAAAAUGACUUCUCUGUUUCUUUUUGUGCAAUGACCAGGUCAAAACUGCAGCAGGACAAGAAAAGAGCCAAGUCACUUGCCAUAAUUGUAUGUGCCUUUGCCAUUUGCUGGGCCCCAUACACUUUACUAAUGAUUAUUCGUGGGGUCUGCAAAGGAACCUGUGUCCAUAGCUCCUUGUAUGAAAUAACCUUUUGGCUUUUGUGGCUCAAUUCCUCUGUAAAUCCAUUUCUCUACCCUCUCUGUCAUGUUAAAUUUCGAAUGGCUUUCAUGAAAAUAUUAUGUCCCAAAAAGUUUGCAAGAUUAAGAUCAGGGUCUUUUUAG
Molecule: messenger RNA, 1242 nt
Organism: Phalacrocorax carbo (great cormorant)
Lineage: Eukaryota; Metazoa; Chordata; Aves; Suliformes; Phalacrocoracidae
Source: RefSeq, a predicted model, not a curated record